GACGCGAUGGCAAACUCGACCCUCGAUUUGAGCCCAUGGAUUCGACGGCGGUGAGGAGAGGCCGCGGUGGGGGCGUGUGGGAGGGACUUUACCGCCUCCUCAUGCGACGCAACUCCGUCUACGUCACCUUCGUCGUCGCUGGUGCCUUCGUUGGAGAACGGGUCGUCGAUUAUGGUGUUCACAAGCUUUGGGAUUAUAAUAAUGCAGGGAAGAAGUAUGAGGAUAUUCCAGUACUGGGACAAAGACAAUCAGAAUGAUGUUUCAAGCUGCGAUUCCUUUUCCACAAUCUUCAAGCUUACGUGUACUUGAGCUUCCUAGAACUUCUUAUCUUGGUCUUUCGAGAACAUGACAUAAGCAGUUUACUGUUACUAUCAAUUUUUUUGAAGACAGCUCGGUGAUUGUUCUUUUGAGCUGCAAACUGCCACACAAUUUUUCUUCUGCGCCAAUGUGAUCUUAAUGACUUUUUUCUUUCA
Molecule: messenger RNA, 473 nt
Organism: Musa acuminata AAA Group (dessert banana)
Lineage: Eukaryota; Viridiplantae; Streptophyta; Magnoliopsida; Zingiberales; Musaceae
Product: cytochrome b-c1 complex subunit 9, mitochondrial
Exons: 3
Coding region: 36-257 (73 amino acids)
Biological process (GO): mitochondrial electron transport, ubiquinol to cytochrome c
Source: RefSeq, a predicted model, not a curated record